Tricharina praecox is the source of this 792-nucleotide messenger RNA. RefSeq names its product translocation protein Sec62-domain-containing protein. Gene Ontology annotation, cellular component: endoplasmic reticulum; endoplasmic reticulum membrane. The record is from RefSeq and is a predicted model, not a curated record. Gene Ontology annotation, biological process: post-translational protein targeting to membrane, translocation. The coding region runs from base 1 to 792 and encodes 263 amino acids. NCBI's taxonomy places the organism in Eukaryota, Fungi, Ascomycota, Pezizomycetes, Pezizales, Pyronemataceae. The transcript is spliced from 3 exons.
AUGUCCGGACCUCCAGGAGCCCCCACCGUCCCCACGCCAUCCCCCGAGGCCAUAGCAGUCGCCGAUUUCCUCAAAGGCUCUCCGCAGCUCAAGAUCCGCACCUGCAUCCUCCAGGGCCAGCGUAAAGACCUCUUCAAAGUCAAGCGCGCCAUCCGCGCCCUGCAAUCCCCCGAGUACGCCAAAGCCUGCGCCAAAAAUCCCAAGCUCCCCAAAGUCAGCUCUCCGCAGACAGCGGCGGAAGCGUUCUCGCUGCUCCCACGCUCGCUGCUCGCGCUGCGCGUCACCAAGAUCGAAGAAGAAGGUCCCAAAAACCCGAAGCGCGUAAAAGGGCAAUGGACGGUCAAGGUGGAGCCGCAGCAGGAGAUCCGCGACGACCUGUACUACGCGUUCUUCUACGAGCCCAGGACGUGGGCCAUGACGUUCAUCGCCGUCGGGCUCGUGCUGGGGCUCUUCGGCGUGGUGCUGUUCCCGCUGUGGCCGCCGAUGCUCCGCCUCGGCGUCUGGUACCUCAGCAUGGGAAUGCUCGGCCUCAUCGGUCUGUUCCUUGUCAUGAGCAUGUUCAGGCUCAUCCUCUUUGUCAUCACCAUGGUCGUUGCCCCGCCUGGCCUCUGGCUGUAUCCGAAUCUGUUUGAGGACGUCGGGUUCUUCGAUUCUUUCCGCCCGAUGUGGGCCUGGCAUAAGGUCAAGAAGCCCAAAGGAGGCAAAGCCGUGCCCCCCGCAGCGCCCGGCAUCUCAGCCCCUUCUGUAGCCGUCAUUCCACGGAAGGCCAUGGUUGAGGAGGUGCACGAGUAG